CGCACGCUGCGUGAAGCGGCCCAGAACCCGGCGGUCACGGGAAUAUCCGUCGCGCCGAGGACGCUGGUUAGUCUCGCUCCGGGUUCCGGCUGCGUUGGGCUUGCGUGCAGCUCGCUGAGACUAUGGCGUCCGGGCCUCACCCGACCGCGACCGCUGCCGCCGCCGCCUCGUCGGCCGCCCCGAGCGCGGGCGGCUCCAGCUCCGGGACGACGACCACGACGACGACCACGACGGGAGGGAUCCUGAUCGGCGACCGCCUCUACUCGGAAGUUUCGCUCACCAUCGAUCACUCGCUGAUUCCGGAGGAGCGGCUUUCCCCUACCCCGUCCAUGCAGGACGGGCUCGACCUGCCCAGCGAGACCGAUUUGCGCAUCCUGGGCUGCGAGCUCAUCCAAGCCGCCGGCAUUCUCCUCCGGUUGCCGCAGGUGGCGAUGGCAACGGGGCAGGUGUUGUUUCAUCGUUUUUUCUACUCCAAGUCUUUCGUCAAACACAGUUUCGAGAUUGUUGCCAUGGCUUGUAUUAAUCUUGCAUCAAAAAUUGAAGAAGCACCUAGAAGAAUAAGAGAUGUGAUUAAUGUAUUUCACCAUCUGCGCCAGUUAAGAGGAAAAAGGACUCCAAGCCCCCUGAUCCUUGAUCAGAACUACAUUAACACCAAAAAUCAAGUUAUCAAGGCAGAGAGGAGGGUGCUAAAGGAGUUGGGAUUUUGUGUUCAUGUCAAGCAUCCCCAUAAGAUCAUUGUUAUGUAUUUACAAGUCUUAGAAUGUGAACGUAAUCAAACCCUGGUUCAGACUGCCUGGAAUUAUAUGAAUGACAGUCUUCGAACCAAUGUAUUUGUUCGAUUUCAACCAGAGACUAUAGCAUGUGCUUGUAUCUACCUUGCGGCUAGAGCUCUUCAGAUUCCAUUACCAACUCGUCCCCAUUGGUUUCUUCUUUUUGGUACUACAGAAGAGGAAAUCCAGGAAAUCUGCAUAGAAACGCUUAGGCUUUAUACCAGAAAAAAGCCAAACUAUGAAUUGCUGGAAAAAGAAGUAGAGAAAAGAAAAGUAGCCUUACAAGAAGCCAAAUUAAAAGCAAAGGGGUUGAAUCCCGAUGGAACUCCAGCCCUUUCAACCCUUGGUGGAUUUUCUCCAGCCUCUAAACCAUCAUCACCAAGAGAAGUGAAAGCUGAAGAGAAGUCACCAAUCUCUGUUAAUGUGAAGACUGUCAAGAAAGAACCUGAGGACAGACAACAGGCUUCCAAAAGCCCUUACAAUGGUGUAAGAAAAGACAGCAAGAGAAGUAGAAAUAGCAGAAGUGCUAGUCGAUCAAGGUCAAGAACACGAUCACGUUCUAGAUCACAUACUCCAAGAAGACAUUAUAAUAAUAGGCGGAGCCGAUCUGGAACAUACAGCUCAAGAUCAAGAAGCAGGUCACGCAGUCACAGUGAAAGCCCAAGAAGACAUCAUAAUCAUGGUUCUCCUCACCUUAAGGCCAAGCAUACCAGAGAUGACUUAAAAAGUUCAAAUAGACAUGGUCAUAAAAGGAAAAAAUCUCGUUCUCGAUCUCAGAGCAAGUCUCGGGAUCACUCAGAUGCUGCCAAGAAACACAGGCAUGAAAGGGGACAUCAUAGGGACAGGCGUGAAAGGUCUCGCUCCUUUGAGAGGUCCCAUAAAGGCAAGCACCAUGGUGGCAGUCGCUCAGGACAUAGCAGGCACAGGCGCUGACUUUCUUCCUUUGAGCCUGCAUCAAUUCCUGGUUUUGCCUAUCUACAGUGUGAUGUAUGGACUCAUAAUCAAAAACAUUAAAAGCAAACUGAUUAGGAUUUGAUUUCUUAAAACCCUCUAGGUCUCUAGAAACACUGAGGACAUUUUCUUUUGGAAAGAACUAUGUUUUUUGUUUUGUUUUGUUUUCUUGUUUGUUUUUUUUUUCUUUUUGGUUUUUGUUUUGGGGGGUUUUUUUGCACAUUAAAAUGCCCUAGCAGUAUCUAAUUGAAAACCAUGGUCAGGUUCAAUUGUACUUAUUAUAGUUGUGUAUUGUUUAUUGCUAUAAGAACUGGAGCGUGAAUUCUGUAAAAAUGUAUCUUAUUUUUAUACAGAUAAAAUUGCAGACACUGUUCUAUUUAAGUGGUUAUUUGUUUAAAUGAUGGUGAAUACUUUCUUAACACUGGUUUGUCUGCAUGUGUAAAGAUUUUUACAAGGAAAUAAAAUACAAAUCUUGUUUUUUCUAAACUGCUUCAAAUAUCUUAUUUAAAUAAAUUAUUAAAAAGUAAAACUUUAA
Molecule: messenger RNA, 2256 nt
Organism: Neomonachus schauinslandi (Hawaiian monk seal)
Lineage: Eukaryota; Metazoa; Chordata; Mammalia; Carnivora; Phocidae
Gene: CCNL1
Product: cyclin L1
Exons: 11
Coding region: 123-1703 (526 amino acids)
Biological process (GO): regulation of transcription by RNA polymerase II
Cellular component (GO): nucleus
Molecular function (GO): cyclin-dependent protein serine/threonine kinase regulator activity
Source: RefSeq, a predicted model, not a curated record